AUGGCGGAGAUCUUUCCGGAGUACGAUGCCUGGUUGGCGAAGUACGAAUCCUUGAAGAACCUCUGUGACAUUCCUGGCAGCAUUACAUUUUGCCAGCAACAUCCCGGAACCAUCAACAAUCGGAAACACAACUUGCAGGGCAAUUGCAUGCUGCAUCAGAUUGCCUAUUGGGGUGUUGGCCAAGAUAUUGUGGAGCAGUUCAUGCAGCUGGGCAGCGACCCCACCUUGCGCAACUUCGAUGGGGAGACGCCGGUAGACAUGGCUGUGAAAGAAGGACGUGGCAACACUGCAGAUGCUUUUCGUCAGGUUUUUGGGGAGAUGGAGGAUUGUGAGCGUCAAAAGGCAAUUUUUCUCAGUGCCGCGAAAAAUGGGGACUUUGUGACUUGCUUCAGAACACUGCAACAACAUCCCUGGCUACGGAAUGCACAAAGCCACCGUGGAUGGUCGGUGCUCCACCAGGCUGCUUUCCAUGGCUGUGCGGCUCGCCUCAUCGCCCGGCUCCUGGACCUUGGUGUCAGUGAGGAGUUGAGGACGGCGGAGGGCGAAACUUUCCUAAACGUCCUCGAGAACACCCUGGUCACAGUUUCUUGA
This is a messenger RNA of Symbiodinium natans, 591 nucleotides long. Lineage: Eukaryota; Dinophyceae; Suessiales; Symbiodiniaceae. The record is from the annotation of a GenBank genome assembly.